This is a messenger RNA of Loxodonta africana (African savanna elephant), 1355 nucleotides long. Its product is annotated as olfactory receptor 4A47-like. NCBI's taxonomy places the organism in Eukaryota, Metazoa, Chordata, Mammalia, Proboscidea, Elephantidae. The coding region runs from base 63 to 878 and encodes 271 amino acids. Gene Ontology annotation, biological process: G protein-coupled receptor signaling pathway. The record is from RefSeq and is a predicted model, not a curated record. The transcript has a single exon. Gene Ontology annotation, cellular component: plasma membrane. Gene Ontology annotation, molecular function: olfactory receptor activity.
GGCUCACUCAGAGUCUCCAGGGUCAGAAGGUAUUAUUUGUUGUGUUCUUGCUCAUCUACAUUAUGACAAUGGUGGGCAACCUCCUCAUUAUCAUGACUGUGGGGGUCAGCCCAACACUGGAUGCUCCUAUGUACUUCUUUCUUGGCUACUUAUCAUUUAUGGAUGCUGUUUAUUCUACUACAGUUACCCCAAAUAUGAUUAUAGACUUAAUCUAUGAGAAGAAAACCAUCUCUUUCCAAGAUUGCCUGACCCAGCUUUUUGCAGAACACUUAUUUGGUGGUUCUGAGAUUUUACUUCUGGUGGUCAUGGCCUAUGAUCACCACGUGACUAUCUGCAAACCCCUGCAUUAUAUGAUGAUCAUGAACCAAAGGGUGCGUGUUUUGCUGCUGCUGGUGACCUGGGUCGGAGGUUUUGUGCAUGGUAUAGCUCACCUUCUCUUUGUUUACAGUCUUCCCUUCUGUGGUCCCAAUGUUAUUGACCACUUUUGCUGUGACAUGUAUCCAUUAUUAAAGCUUGCCUGCACUGACGCCUAUGUCAUUGGUCUCACUGUGAUUGUCAAUGAUGGGGUAAUAUGUGUGGUCAUCUUUAUGCUGUUACUCAUCUCCUACGGAGUCAUUAUGCACUCCCUGAAGAAUCUUAGUCAGAAAGGGAGGCACAAAGCUUUACCCGCCUGUGGCUCCCACAUCACUGUGGUGGUCCUCUUCUUUGUCCCUGGUAUUUUUCUGUAUGUGAAACCUCCUUCCACCUUACCCAUUGAUAAAUUCUUGACGGUGUUUUGCACUGUUUUCACACCUAUGUUUAAUCCCUUAAUCUAUACUUUGAGAAAUUCAGAGAUGAAAAAUGCCGUGAAGAAGCUUUGGACAAGAAAAAGAAAAUGAGGCAAUAGGCAAAUGCAUCACCUACUUUGAAUAAAGGUUUUCCCUUCCAGGAAAACAAAAGAUAAAACUGAAAUCCACUGCCAUCCAGUCAAUUCCAGGGAAGCUGUGUGUAAUUAUUUAAUUGUAGUAAAUAUUUCCUCAAGUCAUCAUGAUUGUGCAUGAUGGAAAACACUUAUUAGGAUACCUCCAAUGAUUAAUUUUGUUGAAAAUAAAUUUUUGAGAUUUUUAUUUCCUGAGAAAAUAUACAUACUUUUUUUAGGUAGAAUAGUUCUGUUGAGUCUAUGGAUUUACAUUCUGUGUGAUGACUUAUGCUACAUCUAAUGCCAGAAAGCUAUUUUAGUUGAUGGAAGGUUCUCUCAUGUCUUUUAAAUAAGUCUAAUCCUUUUUUCACAAUUAGUAGUGCUCAUUGUCAAUUUCAGAAUAAUACAUUUUGAAAUAUAACAUAAAAAUUGUUCCUUCCAUCCCAGAGACAGAAUA